Molecule: messenger RNA, 240 nt
Organism: Ilex paraguariensis (yerba mate)
Lineage: Eukaryota; Viridiplantae; Streptophyta; Magnoliopsida; Aquifoliales; Aquifoliaceae
Source: the annotation of a GenBank genome assembly
AUGGGGUCGUUGAAGACCGAAGAUGAAUUGGAGAUGGAGUCGACGGAGUCGACGGAGCCAAUCUUGUACGUGAAUGGGGUUCUUCGUGUACUGCCUGAUGGAUUAGCUCAUAUGACUCUACUUGAAUAUCUCAGAGACAUAGGUUUGACAGGGACAAAGCUAGGCUGUGGUGAAGGUGGUUGUGGGGCGUGCACUGUGAUGGUCUCUUACUUUGAUCGAAAUUCGAAGAAAUGUGUAUGA